AUGAAAGCAGCAGGAGGUGUCAGCGCUGCAGCGGCCGCGCAGUCGGCCCUGGCACCCGCCGGGCCAGACGCAGGGACAGCACCUCCUAUACCCGCGACGGCUGCAGGGACCGCAGCAGCCGCACGCACCGCGCCAGUCCAACCUUCGCAAACUCAACAACAGCAGAGCUACCCCACUCCUCGCACACGCAUCUACUACAACCCUGAGCUGUCCAUGUUCAGCCUAGGGGAAGACCACCCCAUGGUCCCGCACCGCCUGCAUCUGACCCAUCGUCUGGCGGAGCUGUGGGGCCUGUUUGACGACCCCGCUGUUCAAGUCGUGCGCGAUUACCCUCCGGCCACAACCGACCAGUUGCGCCGGUUUCACACCGACGAAUACAUCGCCUUCCUAGAGUACUUGGACACCUUGGACUUGGAGACCAUGUCAGACGAGGACGAUGAUGACGAUGAGGGGGGCGACUGUCCCAUUUUCCCUGGACUACUUAGAUACGUGGGGUUACAGGCUGCGGGCAGUAUCCUUGCCGCACGCGACCUGGCGCAUGGGCUGUGCGAUGUUGCCGUACACUGGGGCGGCGGCAUGCAUCACGGCAUGCCGUACAGGGCGUUUGGAUUCUGUUACGUCAACGACCUCGUACUGGCCAUUUUGGAGCUCAUGGCGGUUUGUGGCCGAGUGCUGUAUAUUGGUGAGGUUGAGGGGAUUUUUAGGGCCACCAACGACACUCUCAACCACGGCAAGCCCCAGCGCCCGGUGUUCUUCCCCGGCACUGGCAAGAAGAACGACCUGGGGGAGGGGACUGGAAAGUACUACACGGUCAAUGUACCGCUGCAGGACGACAUUACGGAUGACUCGUACUUCCACGUGUACAAGGCGGUUGUGAAGACGGCAUUUGAACGGUUCAAGCCGCAGGCGGUUGUGUUGCAGUGCGGCUGUGACAGCGUGGCCGGGGAUAAGUUGGGGAGGUUUAACCUCUCCAUUAGAGGACACUCCAGGCAAGUGGAAUGGGGUUUCGGAGCGUGGCGCGUACCCCUGCUGGUGACUGGAGGGGGCGGAUACACACCGCCGCUGGUGGCCAGGUGUUGGACUCUGGAGACCGCCGUGUUGCUCGGCAUGCAGCUGGGGGAGGCCAUGCCCCCCGCGGUGGCGAAGGCGGAGGACCUGGCGGACCUGGGCCCCUCGUACUUCAAGUAA
Molecule: messenger RNA, 1188 nt
Organism: Volvox carteri f. nagariensis
Lineage: Eukaryota; Viridiplantae; Chlorophyta; Chlorophyceae; Chlamydomonadales; Volvocaceae
Exons: 8
Coding region: 1-1188 (395 amino acids)
Molecular function (GO): histone deacetylase activity
Source: RefSeq, a predicted model, not a curated record